Messenger RNA from Bursaphelenchus xylophilus (pine wood nematode), 252 nucleotides. NCBI's taxonomy places the organism in Eukaryota, Metazoa, Nematoda, Chromadorea, Rhabditida, Aphelenchoididae. The record is from the annotation of a GenBank genome assembly.
AUGAAGAUAUGGAAGGGCCUCCGAAGAGGGUGGAAGGGCACAAAAAUAUUGUGGAGACUGGAGAGAUUGGACGGAGGAGGGACCGGGGCCAAGAGCGACGGAGACAUCGCACGGUGCACUCUCAAAAGGCCCGAUUUCUCAACGAAAUUCAUGCCCAAACCGGGGACCCAGGCAGUCUUUGUCUCUGGAUUCCAACGCCUCUGGCCUUUCUCUGCUUCUCUGUCGUCUCUCCUUUUCCUAAAGGCUCUCUAA